UGCGCAUGCGCCUGACUAAAUCCUUUUUCGCGGGAACAAGGAUACGUGGGACACCUGCACAAGCAUUGGAUUUUUGUCCUGCAACGUCUGAAAGCUACCACGCAGACACCUGCAGGACUCUCUCUCCCAGAAGCAGGCUACGAGCCAAGGGGAAGGCAGAGGACAGAAAUGAAUGUGUUCCCAAGCUUUCCUGGUGGUUUAUUGAAUUCUCCAAACUCCUAUGCAAGGGUUAUUCCUGACGGAGAAGACCAAAGGAGACCAUCCCUGAAAUCAAGUCCAGAUGAAGAACUAAGAGGAAAAAAGUGAAUAUGGUUUUUGCUCACAGAAUGGAUAACAGCAAGCCGCCUUUGGUCAUCCCCACGCUCCUGGUGCCCCUCCAAAACCACAGCUGCACCGAAACAGCCACACCUCUGCCAAGCCGUGACCUGACAGACUUACAUGGGGAGCAUGGCUGGAUGAGCAACAGAACGGACCUGCAGUACGGACUGAGACCCGGGGAAGUGGCCACAGCCAGCAUUUUCUUCGGGGCCCUGUGGCUGUUCUCUGUAUUUGGCAACUCCCUGGUUUGUCUGGUCAUCCACCGGAGUAGGAGGACACAGUCCACCACCAACUACUUUGUGGUCUCCAUGGCAUGUGCUGAUCUUCUCGUCAGCGUCGCCAGUACGCCUUUCGUCCUGCUUCAGUUCGCCACGGGGAGGUGGACACUUGGCAGUGUGAUGUGUAAGCUGGUGCGGUAUUUUCAGUAUCUCACCCCAGGCGUCCAGAUCUACGUCCUCCUCUCCAUCUGCAUAGACCGGUUCUACACCAUUGUCUAUCCCCUGAGCUUCAAGGUGUCCAGAGAAAAAGCCAAGAAAAUGAUUGCCGCGUCGUGGGUCUUCAAUGCAGCCUUCGUGACCCCCGUGUUCUUUUUCUAUGGCUCCCACUGGGACAGUCAUUGCAAUUACUUCCUCCCUGCCUCUUGGGAAGGAACUGCCUACACUGUCAUCCAUUUCUUGGUGAGCUUUGUGAUUCCUUCUGUCCUCAUCAUCUUAUUUUACCAGAAGGUCGUGAAGUAUAUCUGGAGAAUAGGCACCGAUGGUCGGACAGUGCGGAGGACGAUGAACAUUGUCCCGAGGACAAAAGUGAAAACUAUCAAGAUGUUCCUCAUUUUAAAUCUAUUGUUCCUGCUCUCCUGGCUACCUUUUCAUGUGGCUCAGCUGUGGCACCCCCCCGAACGGGACUCUAAGAAAAGUUCUCUUGUUUUCACAGCUAUCACAUGGAUAUCUUUUAGUUCUUCAGCCUCUAAACCUACGCUCUAUUCCAUUUAUAAUGCCAAUUUUAGGAGAGGAAUGAAAGAAACUUUUUGCAUGUCCUCAAUGAAGUGUUACCGAAGCAAUGCCUAUACUAUCACAACCAGUUCAAGGAUGGCCAAAAAAAACUACGUUGGCAUUUCAGAAAUUCCUCCCACGGCCAAAACUAUAACCAAAGACUCAAUCUAUGAUUCAUUUGACAGAGAAGCCAAGGAAAAAAAGCUUGCUUGGCCCAUUAAUUCAAAUCCACCAAAUACUUUUGUCUAAUUUCGCAGAGUUCUUUCAAUUAUUGUUAUGUUGCCAGAGAUUAAAAAGCUUUAACUCUAAAAA
Prionailurus viverrinus (fishing cat) is the source of this 1619-nucleotide messenger RNA. It is a transcript of the gene GPR19, whose product is annotated as G protein-coupled receptor 19. The coding region runs from base 309 to 1556 and encodes 415 amino acids. Lineage: Eukaryota; Metazoa; Chordata; Mammalia; Carnivora; Felidae. The transcript has 4 exons. Gene Ontology annotation, biological process: G protein-coupled receptor signaling pathway. Gene Ontology annotation, cellular component: plasma membrane. Gene Ontology annotation, molecular function: G protein-coupled receptor activity. The record is from RefSeq and is a predicted model, not a curated record.